UCAGGACCGUCAUCCCCAAGAGGAGCAGGCGCUGCCCGCUCGCGGCUCCGCGGAGAGAGAUGGUGGCGCGGGAUGUCCUCAGGGGCACUGUCACAUUUUUACCUUUGGAAGAAGAUGACCAAGGCAGUUUGAAGGUUCAGAUGAGCAACGUGUAUCAGAUUCAGCUCCGCCAUGGCCGCGAAGAAUGGUUCAUAUCUGUUUUGAUUUUCUGUCCAGAAAGAUGGCAAUCGGAUGGGACUGUGUAUCCCAAACCUGCCUGGCUUGGGCGCGAGCUGCCGGCCAGGCUGGCCCGGUGGUCUGUGGCGAGCGGGAGCAGUGGCUUCAAAAGCACCCUGUCCCUCCUCCCCAUCCUCAAGUACAGCCACACCUACCAGGAGCUCAAAGACAAGUACAAGCACAUGGUCCAGGUGUGGCCUGAAGUGACUGAUCCUGAGAAGUUCGUGUAUGAAGACGUGGCUAUUGCUGCCUACCUGCUGGUAAGGACGCACCUGACCAAGCGGACGCGGCGUGGGGGAGGGGCCUGGCAGGGGCUGCCAGACCCCCGCUGUGGUCCCGGAAACUUAACCUGCGUUUUCUGACACUCUCAGCAUCCAGGCAGAGGGGUUGAUGUCCGAAGAAGGAAGAUCUGGGACGUGUAUGGGCCGCAGACGCACUUAGAGGAAGCUGCCAUCACCCCGAGUGACGAGACCCUCUUCCCUGACGCUGAUUGGCUAAUCGGGAACCACUCCGAUGAGCUGACCCCGUGGAUCCCUGUCAUCGCGGCCCGGUCCUCCUACCGCUGCCGUUUCUUCGUCCUCCCCUGCUGCUUCUUCGACUUCGUUGGAAGGUACCGCCGGCGGCAGAGUGAGAAGACACAGUACCGGGAGUACCUGGAUUUCAUCCGGGAGGUGGGGUUGGCCUGCGGCUUCCACGUGGAGGAGGACUGCCUGCGGAUCCCUUCCACCAAGCGCGUGUGCCUCCUGGGGAGAUCCAGGACCUACCCGAGCGCCGCAGAAGCCUCCGUGGACCAGCAGAGGACCCAGUACAUCAGCCGCCGCCGGGGCUGCCCUGCAGGCCUCCCUGCCCUGGGGCCUCGCAGUCCUCCUGAUGGUCCCGGAGCCCUGGAGGCUGGGGCUGAGGGACGCUGGCUGCCUGGGUUUCACCCCCGAGACAGAGCUGAGCGCGUGAGGAACUGCACCGCCCUCCCCAGGGAGUUCGUGGACCAGGUGGUUUUGCAAGUGGCAAACCUGUUGUUGGGCGGAGAGCAGUUAAGCCCAGGCAGUCCUCGCGGCGGGAGUCCGCAGACCUGGAACCGAGGAGCGAGCCUUUCCCUGGCGGAGGUCGCGGGCCAGCUGGACCGGGAGACCCUGCAGAGGCUGAAGCGGGAGUGCGGCGGCCUGCAGACGCUGCUGCGGAACAACCACCAGGUUUUCGCAGUUCUGAAUGGGCGAGUGCACUUUCGAGACUGGAGGGAAGAGAAGCUGCAGGAGGAGAAGCAACCGGAAGCCAAGCGCAGGCUGCUGUCCACGGCGUUCAAAACCCGCCUCUGCUGGUUCUUCUCACACCACCCCGAUGGCUGCGCUCUGCCUGCAGACUGCUGCCCCUUCGCCCACGGGCCUGGGGAACUGCGGCCGCCCCCGGCCUCCAAGAGGAAGAAGCAGCUUCUGUGAGCCUCAGGCUCGGGGUCCUGCCCGCUCCUCUGCCCCCAGGGGACCUGCCCCUUCCUCGUGUUGUGGGCCCAGAGGCCCUGCCCGCUCCUCUGCCCCCAGGGGACCUGCCCGCUCCUCUGCCCUGCAGUUCCAGGGCUGGCGGUGCUCAAGCCACUUGCCUUCCGCCUGCCAUCAGCGUUCCGGGGGCAUCACACUCCAGGUACAGAAGCUGGAGAAGCUGAAGGCCCUCGGGCCCCACCCCCACCCAGGUCUGGGCUCCUGUUAAAUGAGGGAGCUGACAGGCAGGCAGCGCCUUUUAUCUGAGUGUGAGGGUCUCCAGCGUCUUGGGGGUCAGGAGACGGAGGAAGUGCUCGAGCCGGCUCUUCGGGCACCGUCCAGCCCGGGGUGCCCGUGUGUGAUGGCAGGGUCACCCGGAAGUGCCCGCUGCCCCCGGAGACCCCUGGGGACCAGCGGCCGGGGAGCCGCCCUCUCCUGCCCUGCCCUGCGGCGUCUUACCAAGUACGGACACUUCUUUUGACUCCAGGGGAAAGUCCUCACGUGUUUCUAUUAAAUUAUUUUUACAGUUUUACACACAA
This is a messenger RNA of Myotis brandtii (Brandt's bat), 2224 nucleotides long. RefSeq names its product tRNA methyltransferase 44 homolog (S. cerevisiae) (gene TRMT44). Gene Ontology annotation, biological process: tRNA methylation. The transcript has 12 exons. Gene Ontology annotation, molecular function: metal ion binding; tRNA (uridine) methyltransferase activity. NCBI's taxonomy places the organism in Eukaryota, Metazoa, Chordata, Mammalia, Chiroptera, Vespertilionidae. The record is from RefSeq and is a predicted model, not a curated record.